GUCAAAUGAAGCAAGAAAAAUAGCGUUCGUAUUUUUGUUGAUUUGAUUGUAUUUUUCAGAACAAAUAUAAUUAAAAAUUAUGGCAGAAAGCACGGAAAAGGUGGAAAAUGGUUCAGAUGCACGAAGACGAGUACUUACUAUAGCAGUAUCCACAGUUUUACUGGAAAAUGGAUUUGAAUCCACUGACAAAAUGGCACUAGAAACACUCACAGAAAUGCUUCAAUGUUUUUUGUCCGAAGUUGGAAACUCAGCCAAAAACUACUGUGAGCUAUCAGGCAGAGUAGAGCCAAUGCUGAGUGAUGUAAUCAUGGCCUUAGUAAAUAUGGGUAUCAGCAUACAAGGAUUAGAACAGUAUGCAGCUCGGCCAAACAGACAUGUGAUCCAGCCACCACAGCAGGCCCCAGCCCCAAGAACACCAGCAAUGUUAUCAGCAGGAUCCAAGGCUAAGCCUGCUCCUCACAUACCAUUCCACCUUCCACCAUUACCUGAUCCACAUGCUUAUAUUAGGACACCUACUCACAAACAGCCAGUAACAGAAUAUGAAGCUAUAAGAGAGAAGGCUGCCUCACAGAAGAGGGACAUCGAGAGGGCAUUGACGAAAUUUCUAGCUAAGACAAGUGAAACACAUAACUUAUUCAACACAGAGGAUAAUCAGGUGUUCCCAUUAAUAGCAUGCAAGCCAACAUUCCCUGCGUAUUUACCAUGUCUGUUACCAACAGACCAAGUAUUUGACUUUGAUGAAUUAGAAUAUCACUUCCAAGUUGCUAAUAGAACUGAAGAUAUGCCAGCUGAUAAAAAAGAGCAAUCGGACAAUGAAGGUGACAACAUGGUUGAUGGAGACAACCCAAACAGUUCACAGAUGGACAACCCUGAAGCUAGUAUGGCAUCCAGCCCAGACAGAGGCAAAUCUGGUGGAUAAUUUAUACAAGAGCUUACAAAAUUUAAGAUUAAGGAUAUAUUAGUAUUUAAAUAAAAUACAAUUUAAGACAAUAACACUUGGUUUUUUAUUAUUUUUCUCCAAAUGUGCAUGGAAGUCUCUUCUAUAAAUUUUGAAUGAUUAUCUUAUGUCUGUGAACUCUACUGUUAUUCUAAUAAAUAUGUUCUUUUUUUAUUCUAAUAAGAGUUUCGUUGUUAUAAAAAUAAUGUUCAAAACAUGUAGAAACAUUAUCAAAUUCGUAUAUUCCGACAUUUGAACCAAUUUUCUAAGUAUAAAUGAUUAAUUGGCCAUAAAUCAUUGAACUGAUUUUUUGUGACAACUAGGGUUGACAUAUUACUAAAUAUUAUUAUAAAUGUGCAAUGUAAUUAAUAAGUAUGCAGUACCAAAAUAAAAUAACAGAAUUAUU
Molecule: messenger RNA, 1343 nt
Organism: Spodoptera litura
Lineage: Eukaryota; Metazoa; Arthropoda; Insecta; Lepidoptera; Noctuidae
Gene: Taf8
Product: TBP-associated factor 8
Biological process (GO): transcription initiation at RNA polymerase II promoter
Cellular component (GO): transcription factor TFIID complex
Molecular function (GO): protein heterodimerization activity
Source: RefSeq, a predicted model, not a curated record